This is a messenger RNA of Drosophila grimshawi, 1089 nucleotides long. Its product is annotated as lectizyme. Gene Ontology annotation, molecular function: serine-type endopeptidase activity. NCBI's taxonomy places the organism in Eukaryota, Metazoa, Arthropoda, Insecta, Diptera, Drosophilidae. The record is from RefSeq and is a predicted model, not a curated record. The transcript has a single exon. Gene Ontology annotation, biological process: proteolysis. Bases 70 to 1017 code for a protein of 315 amino acids.
UAAGUCUCGCGAGCUUCCGGCAGCCGUUCACAGUAAACGCAGUUCGCAACACGAACAUAACGUAACGUCAUGUUAACGGUAAAAAUAUUCAUCAGUUUGCUGGCCCUUUUGGCGCUGGCCAACGCAGAACGGCAGAUGCAUCAUCUGCGGCAUUUGCUGUCGGGUCACAUUGAGGAUGGUCACGUUGAGGAUUUGGCCAACUCCAAAUCAGUGCCAAACAUUGUGGAGCGUGCAAUGCUGAGGGUCAAGCCUGAUCAGACAGAUGGCGAAAUAUCGUCACGCAUUAUUGACGGCUUCGAUGUGCAGGGUGUGGAUAAUGCGUCCUACCUCGUCUCACUCAGCCUGACCAGGCUGACCUACACACACCAGUGCGGCGGUGCAAUAAUUGGCAAGCGUUGGGUUCUCACCACGGCGCAUUGUGUCCUGGAAUUGCAGAACUUCAACGGCGGCCUCAUUGGCACUCCCAUAUAUGCCGGACUCUCGAAUCGCAAGAAUGUGGGUGAGGCACAGGUGCGAUACGUGGACUUUGCCUCGUCGCAUCGUUCAUUCAGUGGGAAAGCGGGCAGCGACAAUAUUGCUCUGUUGCAUGUCUCUGAGUCAUUUGUCUACUCGGCACGUGUGCAACAGAUAGCAUUGCCCGAUUUGUAUGACGACUACAGUGGCAAGUUGGCCACCGUGUACGGCUGGGGAUUGACCGAUGUCGAUGGCGAUGCAUACUCCAAGGAGCUGCAAUAUGGUUUCGCCACGCUCCUCAAUAGCAUUAGUUGCGCGGAGUUGCUGCCAACGGAUGCACCACUGUCCACAAAUCAGGUGUGCGCUCAGGUGAACGCCUGCUACGGGGAUGGUGGCACCCCGUUGGUCUACUGGCCAAAGGAUGGCGUUGCUGAGCUGGUUGGUCUUGGAUCGUGGAGCUAUAUGCCCUGUGGAUAUGCCAAUCGGCCGUCGGUGUUUACCUCGGUGCCUUCCUAUGUGAAUUGGAUCUACCAGGUGAUCAGCGCCUACUAUCAGCUCAACUAGAAGUCACUAAUCUGUAAAAUAAUACUCUAAUAAUACACUUGUCGUAAAUUAAAGCAAACAAUCGCUAUCUAA